Messenger RNA from Pleurotus ostreatus (oyster mushroom), 1134 nucleotides. RefSeq lists its product as uncharacterized. The record is from RefSeq and is a predicted model, not a curated record. The coding region runs from base 1 to 1134 and encodes 377 amino acids. Gene Ontology annotation, molecular function: phosphatase activity. Lineage: Eukaryota; Fungi; Basidiomycota; Agaricomycetes; Agaricales; Pleurotaceae. Gene Ontology annotation, biological process: dephosphorylation. The transcript has 8 exons.
AUGGUCAACUUAGCCUCAGGUUUGCUGGGUGCCAUCCUCCUUGUUCGUCACGGCGAUCGUUUGGAAUUCUUCCAAGAUCCUUUGACGUAUACGCCAUCGGAGACGACACUCACGCCUCUCGGCACUGUUCAAGCGUUCAACCAAGGGGAUUUCUUUAGGCAAAGAUACCUUCAACCUGGCCCCAACCGCAUCGACGACCUGAACACUGACCUAGUUGAUAUCAAUCAACUAAUUGUUCGCGCCGACGCUGCUGGGGAAGGCAACAUCAUCUUUGAGUCUUGCAUUGCCUUCCUCCAGGGAUUCUACCCGCCAACCACACAGUUCAGCACUACGUUAGCAAACGGUACCACCGUUCUGGGUGCCAUGGGUGGUUACCAAUACGUUCCCAUCGAAUCCGUUGAACCUAACCAGGACAUAUCCUUGAACAGUUUUACGUCUUGUCCUAACUUCGAACUCCACACAUCUGCCUUCUACAACUCUCCCGAGUUCUUAGCCAAGGCUGCCGAAGCUGCACCGUUCCUGAACCAGCUCAAGCCCUUCCUGGGUGAUCGCGACGUCAAUUUCACUAAUAUGAUAUUUGACUUUGUCAACGUCAACAUGAUCCAUAAUGCGACCUUCCUCCAAAGUCUACCUCCCACGUUCGCUGCCCAGGCUUACGAUCUGGGCAACUUCCACGAGCGUGGUGUGUUCUCCGACACCUCUCCGUCCGGUAUCGGUAACAUUGCUAUCCGUACAAUCCUUCCGUCCAUCUUCACGAACCUGAAGCGUAUUGCCAACUCGACCGAUCCGCUCAAAUUCGCGCUCAACCAGAUCAGCUACAAACCAUUCAUUAGUCUGUUUAACAUCACCGAUGUUCCUACCGGCUCGCCUGAUGUCUUUGGCAUUGUUGACUACGCCUCCGCGGUCGCGCUCGAAGUUAGGAAGCCUGACGAUAGGGAAGCUACCGUGAGCCUGACGUUCAGGAAUGGCACCACCACCGAUGCCCGUCUUCUACCCAUAUUCAACAAUCAGACCGCGGUCCCCAUUUCGCAAUUUAUAUCAACCCUAUCAGCUGCAGCCGUUGACAACACAGCUCAAUGGUGCACGGCAUGCAAUCAACAUACGCUCCGCGGUUGUGCUGUUUGUACCGCCUAG